This is a messenger RNA of Telopea speciosissima, 2684 nucleotides long. Its product is annotated as protein LNK1. The transcript is spliced from 7 exons. The record is from RefSeq and is a predicted model, not a curated record. Lineage: Eukaryota; Viridiplantae; Streptophyta; Magnoliopsida; Proteales; Proteaceae. Gene Ontology annotation, biological process: regulation of DNA-templated transcription; circadian rhythm. Bases 387 to 2471 code for a protein of 694 amino acids.
ACCUCGUUCGCCGGUUCAAGACGACCAGAGGAUCCAGAACCUACGAGUGAUCUCCGACAAUUUUAGGGUAAGCGGCUUGCAGCUUUCAUUUUCAGGGUGUCUCUGAUUGCUCUUCAGCUCUGUUACUGGUUUUUUCUCCAACUCGUGCUGUGGAUUCUCUGUUAUAAGUAUCUUGCUUUCAAAGUUGUAUUUGGGAACUGUUGCACUUAGUGGCGAAGCAGAGGUAGCUCAGUUAAUCGAAUUUCCUGCUACUUGAGGGGUUUCAAUCAAGAUCUGUAAUUGGAUACACUGAAGGAAAAGAUCAUCCCUUCUAUUUCGGUGAGAAAUAUGAGAUUAGAUCAAACGGCUAUGUUUAUAUUGAGGGCUGGUUAAAGGAUCUCGAAGUGAUGUUAGACUGGAGCACCUGUGAGCUUGAAGGCAUUGUUUGGGAUGAGUUUAGUGAGAAUGAUGAUCAUAUAGUACCUCAUCCUGGUGGUGAAGAAGUAACAGGUCAAGUUGAUUGCCAUAAGAGGCCACGAUGUGAAGUAUCAUAUCCAUUUACAAGCAAUUCAAAUAGCCAAUACGCUGCCAAAGAUGCCCUCCAUAGGAAAGAUGAAACAAGUUUUGCAACUGUGAAGGAUCAGAAGGCUCCAAUGCUUGAAAAUGGUUCAUGGUCUUGUACUACUGAUGGAGUUUUUCCAGCCUCAUGUGAUCCUGACUCCAUUAAGGGAAUGCCAGGUUUAACUGCUGUUGAUACUAAGCUACCUGGUUACUGCUUCAAUAGUAACCACAUAGAUUCUACUAGCAAUGAGUUUUGCACAGAUGAUCCGAUUCUUGGUUAUAGAAGUGCUGCAGUAGGCAGCAGCUUGUGCCACUUUCCACUUGGUGAUAUUUCUUCAACAGGCAGUGACCUUGAGUUUUUUGCAAAUGAACAUGAGGACAAAGAGAACAGUGAUCUUCUGUAUUUUGGGUGGCCAGAUAUUGGCAAUUUUGAGGAUGUUUACAAAAUGUUUAGAAGCUGCGAUUCCACAUUCGGACAGGGGAAUACCAGUCAUGACGAUGAAUUUUCAUGUUUUUCUUCUUCCUCUCAUGCCAUUGAUGGUUCUGAAGAUGCCUUGAAAUCAGGCCUUAAAUCUUCUUCAUCGGAUUCAAAUGAAUUGAGAAGUAUAUCAAAACAUCAUGAGUCCGAUAAUAGAUUUAGGGUUGACACUAUAACUCCUUUGAUCAAUGAUUCAGAAGAAAAUAGUGCCCCCAAUGACUAUAAGAUCGAUUCUCGGGUACUAGAUGGUGGUGAACCUGCUACUUUGGGUCACACAGCAUAUGUUGGUUGGUCUGAUGCAAAUGUUCAAAAUAGAUGGCAAUCUUCGUCCAUUGAACAGAUCAAUUUGCAUAAUCAGCAGUUGAAGCACCACAAUCAAUCUGAAGGAAAAGGAAAAACUCAAUCCUCAGAAUUCAAUAGUGAUGGUCCUUCCCAUGGUCUUGGUUCUUUUCAACAAUUUGCAAAUUCGAAGCUUCCCCCUUCUAUGCCCUCAUCCCUGCAUGCUUUUUCUGCUCUAGACAUUCCACAACAACAGCAAAACUUAGGACGUAAUUUCUCAAGUUACUCGCACAUACAAUUGCCUUAUGUGCAACUAAAGCAUAAAAAUCCUUCUCAUCAAGUUCCUGUUACACCAACAUCCAGUAUCAAGACAGAAAACAAUCGUCAUCCUUCUGUUUCUUCAAAAUCUUCUUCUAUUGCAUCGAAUCAUGCUCAGCCCAUGGAACAGUCUCCUGAUUCUUCACUCAAAGCUUCAGCUAUGAAAUCAGAGAAAAGAGUGAGAAAACCUUUUCAACAGCAGCAGCUACAUGCCAAAUUAACUGGUGAUUCUCAACAGGAGGACUUAGGGAUGAGGGCUGCAUGUACAAAUCAAGUUUCCAACCAGAAACACGCAGCUCAAAUUCGAGAUGAAGUUGGAGCUCAUAGUGAAUUUGAAGGAAAAGGCAUUGAACUUCCAGCAGAGGAUUCUUCAACUGAACAGCAAAGCUCUUGCAUGAGCUCUGCACUUUCAGAUGUAGUAUCACUGGAAAAAACUAGUUUUGGGCAGCUUCAAUACAUCAUGGAACAGCUGGAUGUUAGGACGAAGCUGUGCAUAAGAGAUAGUCUCUACCGCUUGGCUAGGAGUGCUGAACAAAGACAUAAUAUUGGAAGUUUAAACGGUUGCGGCAGAAACUGCAGUGUUAAAACUGGAGUAUUGAAGACUGAAGAAGCAGAUAAUUGCACACGAUUUGUGGAUAUAGAAACUGAUACGAAUCCUAUAGAUCGGUCGAUGGCGCAUUUACUUUUCCACAGGCCCUCAGAAGUUUCUACAAGGGAAAUUAAUGGCGUAUUGUCCCAAGAGUCACAUGCUAUGCUUCAGGGGUCUAUUUCAAUUCAACCUACGAUGACAGAGGAACUGGUGUCAUCUGAAGAAAUUGCAUGUGGUGCAGAGACAGAGCUGCAUACUGAUCUGUAGGGAGAGGUUGUGAGCUUCAGCUGCAGCUCAAAGGACACUUCCUUGUAUUGUGCAUUGCUGGGUUUUGUAUAUAAAUAAUAUUAUGGAGAGGAACCAGCAAGCAUGCCAGGUUCGAUGCCAUCUUCUGGGAAUGUCAUCUUAUGUCAUAUAGCUUUAAAGCCCAUCUUAGUUUGUGCUUUAAUUUAACCAUUCACAUGUUUAAGCUAUUUAUCU